Messenger RNA from Myotis myotis, 965 nucleotides. It is a transcript of the gene EDA2R, whose product is annotated as ectodysplasin A2 receptor. Lineage: Eukaryota; Metazoa; Chordata; Mammalia; Chiroptera; Vespertilionidae. The transcript has 6 exons. Bases 5 to 925 code for a protein of 306 amino acids. Gene Ontology annotation, cellular component: plasma membrane. The record is from RefSeq and is a predicted model, not a curated record. Gene Ontology annotation, molecular function: tumor necrosis factor receptor activity; protein binding. Gene Ontology annotation, biological process: positive regulation of JNK cascade; positive regulation of canonical NF-kappaB signal transduction; tumor necrosis factor-mediated signaling pathway.
CACCAUGGAUUGCCAAGAAAAUGAAUAUUGGGACCAAUGGGGACGGUGUGUCACUUGCCAACUGUGUGGCCCUGGACAAGAGCUCUCCAAGGAUUGUGGUUAUGGAGAGGGUGGAGAUGCAUACUGCACAGCCUGCCCUCCACGCAGAUACAAAAGUAGCUGGGGCCAUCAUAGAUGUCAUAUUUGCAUCACCUGUGCUGUCAUCAAUCGUGUCCAAAAGGACAAUUGCACAGCUACCUCUAAUGCUGUCUGUGGGGACUGUCUUCCAAGGUUCUACCAAAAGACACGCAUUGGAGGCCUGCAGGACCGAGAGUGCAUCCCAUGCACGAAGCAGACCCCCACCUCUGAGGUUCAAUGUGCCUUCCGGUUGAGCUUAGUGAAGGCAAAUGUACCCACAGUGCCCCCUCAGGAGGCCACACUUGUACUGGUGAGCAGUGUGCUCAUGGUGUUUACUCUGGCAUUCCUGGGGCUCUUCUUCCUCUACUGCAAGCAGUUCUUCAACAGACAUCGCCAGAAUGGUAAUAUUAUAAUUUACCCUGCUUCACUACCAGGUAGCCUCAAUAUGAUACCCCAAUUUAAUGGCUUUCUGCUUCGGGUUACAGGAGGUUCGCUGCAGUUUGAGGCUGACGAGGCAGCGGAGGAGGAAUCUCUCUUCCCUAUGCCACCUGGCCAAGAGACCAAUCCUGAGUCCCCACUGAGUGAAAGCAUCUUUGAGACCCAGCCAUUUAACCCCAUCCUGGAUGAUGACCGCAGCUCAACUCGUGGCUUCCCCACCCAGGAAUCUUUUACCAUGGCCUCCUGCGCCUCAGAAAGACACUCCCACUGGGUCCACACUCCCAUCGAAUGCACAGAGCUGGACCUGCAAAAGUUUUCCAGCUCUGUCUCCUAUACUGGAGCUGAGACCUUGGCAAGGGGACACAGCUGAAAGCUCUGGAGAGAGGCUGGAACUCAAUGUGCCUCUUGAA